Messenger RNA from Cryptococcus wingfieldii CBS 7118, 1380 nucleotides. RefSeq lists its product as hypothetical. The transcript is spliced from 5 exons. Lineage: Eukaryota; Fungi; Basidiomycota; Tremellomycetes; Tremellales; Cryptococcaceae. The record is from RefSeq and is a predicted model, not a curated record. The coding region runs from base 1 to 1380 and encodes 459 amino acids. Gene Ontology annotation, cellular component: nucleus. Gene Ontology annotation, molecular function: metal ion binding.
AUGGCGCCGACAGAACUCGACCGCAAGAAGCUCCAGCUCCAGCAGGAGAUCGCCCGGCUCUCAGGUACGCACCCGCCCCCGCCGCCCCCGCUCACCCCCACAGGCGCAAUCACCCGCCAUUCCCACUCGGCGGCCCAUCCCUACCACAACGCCCCCUCUUAUGCUGCCCGUGGCGGCCGAGGAAGAGGCGCAGCCAGAGGAAGAGGAAGAGGGCGCGGGCGCGGACGGGGUGCCUCCAACAGCUACUCUCUCGACCUCCGCGCCACAAAUCAAGGUCCCACGGCCACAUCAACUGCUACAGUAACAGGUGCACGGGAAGAAGGAGAGAUUUUGUCAGAGCCGGCACAAUCAUUUUCGUCGAAUAAAUGGGUGGCUACCAAUAGGGCAGAGAGUCGCAGCCUGAUGACAGCUGGCGAGCGGGCUCAACUGCACCCCAAGUCAACAAAGCCGAUGCACAAUAGCAGUAAGAAGACUCGAGGCCGCCUCCAUAUCCAGGCUCUACCUAGCCUUCAAGCGGGCGGUACCCCGCGAGUAUUUGUCGACAAGGUCUCUUACGAGUUCAACGUCGGUGGCAAGGGUCUCAGGAGGACCUCGGAGUAUCAAAUCCCAAACACCUUGGAGUGGUAUAUCGAGAAUGGAAAGACUAUCAAGGUUCUGGACGUCAAGUACAAAUUCCAGCCCAACGGAGAUCUUGUGCCUCUCAGACCAGCACUGUGUCCGACCUUCACCAAGACGGGCCGCUGCCGGAAAGCCCACAUCUGCCGAUCCAUACAUGACCCCAAUCGCGUCACCGCCUGCUUCAACUUUCUCAGAGGUCGCUGCGAGCUCGGCGAUGUCCUUUGCCCCCUGUCCCACACACCAACCGCCCACAACACUCCGUCAUGCGUGCGCUUCCAAGCCCUCUCGUACUGCACCCGUCCCAAUUGCCCAUUUCCGCACGUCAAGGUCGCUGCCGAUGCCCCCAUAUGCGAGGACUUUGCUCAUGUGGGCUGGUGUGAUAAAGAGGAGGGGACGUGUCAGGAUCUCCACUCCUGGGAUUGUCCCGAAUUCUGGUCGACUGGCAAAUGCUCCAAGGGAAAGAAGUGCAGACUCAGGCAUACUGUCAGAGCAGAGCUGGGGAGAGCACAACAGGCUGCCGCAGCCGCUGCUGUGGAAAAUGUUGAAAAAAAGAAGGCGAACGGGGCCAAGGCCGAGCCGGGAGGGUUUGAAGAGCAGACAGAAUUCAUCGAAUUUGACGAGGGUGCUCCGGCAAUGCCUCAGUCUGACGAUGAUGAUAGUGACCAUGACAGUGAUGACGACGAGUCGGAUGGUAAGCAAGAAGUGUCCGCUGACGAUUCCGAGUCCGACUCGGAUGAUGAUGAUGUGAAGAUCAUCUUUUAA